ACCUAUAUUUUUAUCAUCGCAAAGGGCUCAUGUAAAAUAUUAUUAUCAUCAUGGAGCAUUGACUCGUAAUGACCCACCAGUGAUAAGGCCAGAUAACUAUUGGGAAUGUCAGUCUCCCAUUUGUGACACAAGCAUCAUCAUGGCUUCUAAAAUACGGGUUUCUGAAGUAAACAAGUUGGAUGGGGAACAGUUUGAAUGGAUGUUUGGGAACGUGGUAGAGCUGUGUACGGAUGCGGCGGCGCAGGUGCAGAAGAAAAGACCCUUUCAAGACGUGGCAGAGUUAUGUAAGGCGUUCGAAGAAUAUUUGGACAACCUAAGCAUUGAGGAAAAAGUAGUCAUUUUAAAACUACAUCCUGACCUGGCGGGCCGGCUGGCAGCGCAAGGGGAACUAACGAAGGAGUCCAAGCAAGAGCAAAGAAGCGCUGGUCUGAAUGACCUCACUGAAGAACAGCGGUUUACUAUCAAUAAUAGCAAUGAACGGUAUAAAUCCAAAUUUGGAUUUCCCUUUAUAAUCUGCGCCAGAGAAAAUAAGGUGCAGUCUAUAAUCAGCGGUCUUCAAUCAAGAUACAACAGUUCGCGUGAACAAGAAAUAUACACGGGAAUAAAUGAAGUCAAGAAGAUUUGCAAAUUGAGAAUACAAGACAUUGUAAAAGAUGACUAAAUUGAUUAUUUGACAUACUGUUAUAAAAAUUCAUUGUUUAUAAA
This is a messenger RNA of Ostrinia nubilalis (European corn borer), 705 nucleotides long. RefSeq names its product 2-oxo-4-hydroxy-4-carboxy-5-ureidoimidazoline decarboxylase-like. NCBI's taxonomy places the organism in Eukaryota, Metazoa, Arthropoda, Insecta, Lepidoptera, Crambidae. The transcript is spliced from 4 exons. Bases 140 to 661 code for a protein of 173 amino acids. Gene Ontology annotation, biological process: allantoin metabolic process; urate catabolic process. Gene Ontology annotation, molecular function: 2-oxo-4-hydroxy-4-carboxy-5-ureidoimidazoline decarboxylase activity. Gene Ontology annotation, cellular component: peroxisome. The record is from RefSeq and is a predicted model, not a curated record.